Molecule: messenger RNA, 772 nt
Organism: Galeopterus variegatus (Sunda flying lemur)
Lineage: Eukaryota; Metazoa; Chordata; Mammalia; Dermoptera; Cynocephalidae
Product: olfactory receptor 1013-like
Exons: 2
Biological process (GO): G protein-coupled receptor signaling pathway; sensory perception of smell
Cellular component (GO): membrane
Molecular function (GO): odorant binding; olfactory receptor activity
Source: RefSeq, a predicted model, not a curated record
AUGGCUUAUGACCGGUAUGUGGCCAUUUCCAACCCCCUGCUUUAUGCUCAGGCCAUGUCAAGGAGAUUGUGCAUCUGUUUGGUUGUCCAUUCAUAUACUGGGGGUUUUGUCAAUGCAGUAAUAUUAACGAGCAACACAUUCACAUUGGAUUUUUGUGGUGACAAUGUCAUCGAUGACUUUUUCUGUGAUGUCCCACCCCUGGUGAAGUUGGCAUGUGAUGUGAAGGAUAGCUAUCAGGCCGUGCUGUACUUCCUCCUGGCCUCCAAUGUCAUCACCCCCGCGCUGCUCAUACUCGCCUCCUACCUCUUCAUCAUUGCCGCCGUCUUGCAGAUCCACUCCACACAGGGCCGCCUCAAAGCCUUCUCCACCUGCUCCUCCCACCUGAUCUCUGUCACCUUGUACUACGGCUCCAUUCUCUACAUCUACUCUCGCCCAAGUUCCAGCUAUUCCCUUGAGAGGGACAAAGUGGUUUCUACCUUUUAUACUGUGUUGUUUCCCAUGUUGAAUCCCAUGAUCUACAGUCUGAGGAAUAAAGAUGUGAAAGAAGCUCUGAAAAAAAUCUUCAAGUUAGCACAAUCCGAGGGCAUAGCUAGUGCUUGGUCGGGAGUAAAUAAAGAGAAUUGUACCAUAGUACAAGGUGACAGCUGUCAGGUGAGACCCACAAGUGGAGAAGGCCUUGAGGCGGCCCUGGGUGGAGCGGAUCUUCAAGAUGGUGACAAUGAUGAAGAAGUAGGAGGCAAAGAUAAGAGUGGUGGGAGUGAUGACAUUGGAG